AUGACUACAAAAAGAUCAAGCGUAAUUUUUCGCAAAAAAUUCACUUAUUCUGGUUUAACUUCUACUGAUUUUAUGAAAAAACCAACAAAUGAACCUGUCUUAACAUAUAAAAAAGGUUCUGUUGAAAGAGAAUCAUUAGAGAAAGUUUUGAAAGAAUUAUCAUCAACUGUAACUGAAGUACCAUUGAUCGUUGGUACAAAAGUAAAAAAAGGACCAUUAGAUCAAAGUCAAAUUAUGCCAUCAGAUAAAGCUACAAAAAUAGCAAAAUAUUCUUAUGCAACACCUAGUGAUAUCAAUGAAGCUAUUGAAUCAGCUUUAAGUGUGAGAGAAAGUUGGGCAACUAAAACAUUAAAAGAAAGAGCUGAAAUAUUUCUUGAGGCAGCUGAUUUAUGUGCUGGUAAAUAUCGUAUGCAACUUAAUGCUUCAACUAUGUUAGGACAAGGUAAAACAAUUGUUCAGGCUGAAAUUGAUGCAGCAUGCGAACUGAUUGAUUUCCUACGUUUUAAUGCAUAUUUUGCCUUAGAUAUAGAAAAGUACAAACCAAUUAGUACAAGUAUUUCAAAAAAUGAAAUGAUAUAUAGACCAAUGGAAGGUUUUGUUGCAUCUAUUGCACCAUUUAAUUUUACGGCUAUUGGUGGUAAUUUAGCUUCAGCUCCAGCUUUAGCUGGUAAUGUUGUUAUCUUUAAACCAUCAAAUACAGCUGUAUUGUCAAAUUAUUAUAUUAUGAAGAUAUUUGAAGAAGCUGGUUUACCUAAAGGUGUCAUUUCAUUUUUACCAUCUGAUGGUCCAGUUUUUGGAAAUACUAUUACUGAUCAUUCACAUUUAGCAGCAAUUAAUUUUACUGGUUCUGUACCCACAUUUGUACAUCUCUGGAAACAAGUUGGAGAAAAAUUAGGAAAAAAUAAAUAUAUAACAUUCCCAAAAUUGGUUGGAGAAUGUGGAGGUAAAAAUUUUCAUUUUGUACAUCCAUCUGCUGAUAUUCAAUCUGUUGUUAAUGGAACUAUUUUAUCUGCUUUUGAAUAUUCUGGUCAAAAAUGUAGUGCAUGUUCAAGAGUUUAUUUACCAAAAAGUUUAUGGUCACAAUUUCAAUCUGAAUUUGGAAAAAUACUUAAAGAAAUAAAAGUUGGAGAUGUUAGAGAAGGUGAUUCAUUUACUUCAUCUGUUAUUGAUGCAGUUGCUUUUAAUCGUAUUAAAAAAUAUAUAGAUUCAGCAAAAAAUAAAGAAGACGGAGCUGAAAUUGUUUUUGGUGGUAAUUGUGAUGACAGUAAAGGAUUUUUCAUUCAACCAACAUUAGUUAAAGUUUCUUCACCAAAAUCAAAAAUAUUUAAAGAAGAGAUAUUUGGACCAGUUGUAUCAGUCUUUUUGUAUCCAGAUAAUGAAAUUGACACUGUAUUAAAUAAUGUCAAGAAUGAUACUCCUUAUGGAUUAACUGGUGCUGUUUUUUCUAGAGACGGAGAAUUCUUAAGAAAAGCUGCUUUAAUUCUUAGAGAUGCUGUUGGAAAUUUGUACUUAAAUGACAAAUCAACUGGUUCAAUUGUCGGCCAACAACCAUUUGGUGGUGCAAGAAUGUCAGGUACCAAUGAUAAAGCAGGUGGACCACAUUACUUUUUAAAAUGGACAUCUCCACAAACAGUUAAAACUACUUCAGUACCAUUAACAACUUGGAGAUACCCUUCAAUGGAAUAA
Strongyloides ratti is the source of this 1686-nucleotide messenger RNA. RefSeq names its product Delta-1-pyrroline-5-carboxylate dehydrogenase,mitochondrial. Gene Ontology annotation, cellular component: mitochondrial matrix. Bases 1 to 1686 code for a protein of 561 amino acids. The record is from RefSeq and is a predicted model, not a curated record. The transcript has 3 exons. NCBI's taxonomy places the organism in Eukaryota, Metazoa, Nematoda, Chromadorea, Rhabditida, Strongyloididae. Gene Ontology annotation, molecular function: L-glutamate gamma-semialdehyde dehydrogenase (NAD+) activity.